Messenger RNA from Penicillium roqueforti, 3831 nucleotides. RefSeq lists its product as uncharacterized. The transcript has 5 exons. Bases 1 to 3831 code for a protein of 1276 amino acids. The record is from RefSeq and is a predicted model, not a curated record. NCBI's taxonomy places the organism in Eukaryota, Fungi, Ascomycota, Eurotiomycetes, Eurotiales, Aspergillaceae.
AUGGCGGCAAGCGCGAGGGCGCAGAAGCCUGUCGGCUCAGCGCCAUGGAUUGCAGCAGAGAAGGAAAACAUGGCGGAGCUUGUAGAGCAAGAACUCGAAGAAGUGGAAUACCCUGUCCGACACGAACUGGACUGGUUAAAUGAACAUAUGACCGAGAUAUUAUCCAAAGGCCAGGCGAACUUCGCGGACGUGUUCAAGACGCCCGGAAAGAUGAGAGGUAAGACGCCUCGAACCGCUCGGAAGCGUAACCCGGAAGAGUCUCGAGUGCCCUUGAGCGAGAUCUUCUCAUCCGCCCAGAAACAAAUGGAAAACCAAGCAAGCCCGAGCCCAUUCAUGCAUCGUGUUAUUUCUAAGCCCGCUCCAAUGACGGCAUCGCCUGUGCCCCGCACCAAUAUCGUGACAGAGCAAGCUUCGCAGCCCGAAUACCCCGAUCUCACCCAAACUCUGAACUCCUUCCCCACAUACAACACUGACUCGGGCUAUCAUGGCAUGCCCGAUGAUGAUGAGAUGGUACUGCCUGACGUGCAACAAGAAUCACAGGCUUCUACUCAGCCUUGUACCCAGUCUUUUGAACAGGACGCGCCUAUGAAUAUGGAUACUCAAGAGGUCGAGAUCUCGGCCAGUCAACAAACGACUGAAGAAACCUUCCACUCUGCGCGGGAAGAGAUCCGCUUCCGUGGGGAGACCGUCGAACCAAACAAGGACCCAACCCCAACCCCAGCACCAGCUCCAUCCCAGGAGCGAACAGCGCGUCCAGCCGCAUCGGUUCCCAAGGAAUCCGAGACUGAAAUAAUGUCGACUCCGACUAAAAUAAGAAAAUCGAAACCAGAUGUCAAAAUCCCGGAAAAGCAACUGGACGAGGAACCUGCACCAAAGGACAGUGAUCCGGCUAUCUCAAAACCCGAGCCAUCCCCGGAAAAGGCCCUGGUGGCCCCAGUAUCCCCAGUAGCUCCACCUAUCAAGACGCAAGAGUCUCAUCCAGAGGACGAGGAUAUGGAGGAUGCCACCGAAGAUGCUACGGAAGACGACACAGUUCUCGACAAUCUUGAUGAUAUCGGCUCUCCUUCGGACGGUUCUACUCCAGAGCGACCAUUCGCUCGGAAAAGCAGCUUGAGCUUUGCCACUCUCCCUGCGCGGGAACCUUUGAAGACUCGAACAAGCCAUAUUGACCUGGCGAAAAUGAGUACUGCCGGACGUCCCAGUUACUUUGGCAAACAGACUGGCGGCCAUAGGAUUCCGCAAGCUGCAGCAGAUGAUAAUUCCGGUCCCAUGGCGUUGGAAAUUGACAACGAGAAAGAACCAAGUGACGAAGCAGAUCCUGACCAAGCUACCAGGAUGCACAGCAAAAAAUCCACCCAGUCCUUACAUGAUAGAAUCAGCAUGCUAGGCAAACUCCAGCCAUCCCGACCCCGAAAGUCAAUCCCAUCCGCUUCUGGGCUACCAGGUCAGAUUCCCUACCCAGACCUUCAAGCUUCCAAGGCUGAAGCAAAGUCUGAAGCUUCGAACGAAAGGGCACAGGAGGCUCCAACUUCAGAGCCUAUGUCGGUGGACGAUGACUGGAUCAAACCUCUGAGCUCUCCCCAGAAACAUGAGCUUUCCAGGAGCAAGACCACAGAUGUCAUGGAGAAGCUUGCUGAAUUCGAAAAGGCGCAAGCAGUCAAUAAAAAAGAUGCAUCGCAAACAGAGCCUGAACGUCCCACAACUACCUCGAUGUUCUCUUCACCCCGACCGCACAGCUACCAGCAAAGCGCUUCUUUUCCUCAUAUGCCGGUUGGUACAUCUACUACUCCAACAGGUUCACCAAGACGCUUUGACGGUCAUCUCAGUGCUUCGAAGCUGAAACUGCACUCGAUUAUGAAAUCUGCCAAAGGAUUGUUCUCCAGCACUGGCGCCACCCCACGGAUGGAACAUUCAUCGCCUGAGCAGGCGCGCAUUCAGCCAGGUGCUGGCUCACUCACUAAACAUGACAAACAUUUAUCUCAACCAGUCCCUAUCAGCAGUCCUCAACGACCAGAAGGCCGGCGCACACGAAGCUCGACCGAAAAAGAGGAGAAACGUCGCCAGCACAGACGCGAAGAGCAGGAGCGUGAGGAUCAAGAAGAAGAAGCACGUGUCGAGAGAGCCCGGGAACAAGAAAAGCAAAGGGCCCUCCAGCUCAAAUCCGCUCAGGAAAAUUCCUCGGUCGAGCCGGAAGAGAGGGCAGGCUCAGCAGUACACAAGACCUCCCAGUCACAACGCCAACAAUCGCGUGAACCUGAAUUGGUCCAGGAGUCUAACUCGAAAUUUUCCAUCCCUCAGCCAAAGCCAAAUGACCGUCGUCCUCUCAAACCCACUCGCGAGCCCGUAAAACGCCCAACGCCGCAACCCAUGUCAAUUCGUGUCGGCAGCACCAUGUCUCGUCAACAAAUCCCUGUUCCGUCGUCUUCCAGUGCUCAGGAGUCGAGUGUGUCCGUAGCCACCUCUGCCCCUGCAUCCAAACCAACUCUGAAAAAGAAGGGUAGCAAUGCAUCAUUACAUACAACAUCUUCUGCAAGCAGCUUUAAGAGCUCUAUUUCCAGUCAAACGCAAGCCCAGCGCAAGGCUCAGGUUGCCAGCGACCGCAAAAGGGAGCAAGACCGCGAGGCACGCCGGAAGGAAGAACAGAAGCGUGAGAUAGAACGCAAACGUGCUGCCCAGCAACAACAACAAGAUGAGGCCCGUCGCCAGGAGAUGAGAAGUCGUGCUGAAGCUGAAAGAGAGCGCCAAGCUGAAAGAGAACGCCAGGCUGAAAGAGAGCGCCAGGCUGAAAGAGAGCGCCAGGCCGAACGGGAGCGUCAGGCCGAACGGGAACGCCGUGAACGGUCGGCUCAGGAAGAUCCAAAUAAAGCCGCCCGUAUGGAGGCGAUCAAGAAACGACAAGCGGAGAAUGCUCGGAAGCAUGGGCGGCAAGGCAGCCAGCAAAUAGUCAACGAGGGACCAAUUCUGCAGCACGAGCAGCCUUAUUCUCAGUCUUCUCAACGGAGUGACUUGGGUUCUUCCCGUCCUGCUUCUCGCCUGGGUAGCUCAAUUCAGGCAUUUGGCGGCCGCAGCAUCAACCCACCUCCGCCUAACCCCGCGAAACCCCCAAAGAGAGGCAACGAUGAAAACAGCCUGCGGCCUGCGCCGUCUAAACCCAGCAGCGUGCAAUCAACUGGCGAGUUUAAACGGCGAAAGACAGAGGAUGAGCACAACCCUAUUCCACCUGUGCGCACAAUGGCACAACCUAUCCGUCAAUCGAAUAUCAGAAAGCCUUCUACCCUUGGCCGUGGACAGUCUUCCAUGGCACCACAGUCGGGCUCUUCCAGCUACAGAAAUGCUCAACCUCAGCGUCCCGCUCAUCCUAUAGUCACGUACACGAACGGCAAAAUACCGUUUGCCGAACCAAAUCAUGCGCCUCCGCCAAGCGCACACAAGAUUGCGCCCAACUCCGUCCAACGCCCACCAGCCAAACCAUCUCCAAAGUACCCAAGUGGUGAAAGUAUUCACUUGCCGGAGAUCAACACUGAUAGCGAAGAUGAUGACGAUUCCGACUCCGAGAUGUUCCCUGUUCCCAAGUGGGCACAGUCAAAGGAGCUGGAGGGUCUUCUCCGGGAGCAAGAUGGUAUGGAAGUUGACUCGAUCUUCGGGCCGAUUGCACCAUUCUCUCUAGAAGACACCUUCAAGGCGGAUAAGAAGGUCAAGAAAUACCGUGACCGCACCAGUAGUGCGAACUGGUCCGGACCCGAUGGACUUACUCAGGAGGAGAUUCGGAGAGAUGUUGCUGAACGACAGCGGUUGCGGCUCAAUGGUGGUUGGAGAUUCAACAGCCAGUGA